AUGUUGCAGCGACAAGGAUCCGGGCCUGCUGCUGGCAACAACAAGACCUCUGGGGGAAAAGAAGAGUCCAAGGGAGAGAUCCCAGAGGAUUUUGACAUUGAUAUGGAGGCCCCAGAGACCGAAAAGGCAGCGGUCACCAUCCAGUCCCAGUUCAGGAAGUUCCAGAAGAAGAAGCGUGAUGAGAAGUCCUAGUGAGCGUUAACGUCGAUCUGUCGCCAUGUGGAAGCGAUGUGGCACUUUGACGCUGGUGUGACAUUUGCAUGUAAACAAAUUCAUACCUGUUGAAACUGAAGGGGUUGUGAAAGGCUUGGGUGGGGAAGGGAAUGCUAUAGCCUGUUAAUCUUAUGACUAUGUCUGUGAAUUCUCAUUACCCUGUCAUUAUAAUUGCUAUAAUUUAUUAUUUUGACUGCUGUAUCAAUAGAUACGAGAAAAAAGUUAGACUUGGGUUUCUGUCCUGCCAAUCAUGUUCCAUAUAUGAUACGUUCUCUAUGUUUUUGUACUUAUCCUGGUAGUCUUACCUAUGCUAGUCCUUCCUGUUCUGUACCCAGGACUGUUUCCUGAGCUGAUGCUAAAGCUUGCUCUUAGGAAAUCUGCCCAGGAGCUUUUUGUUUCACCCUGAAACAUUUUUCUUAUCCGCAUGGUUCUGUCAAAGUUCUGUGUCAGUGUACAUUGAAUAAAUAAAACCUGUGUGAAAAAUG
Molecule: messenger RNA, 698 nt
Organism: Xiphophorus hellerii (green swordtail)
Lineage: Eukaryota; Metazoa; Chordata; Actinopteri; Cyprinodontiformes; Poeciliidae
Gene: pcp4b
Product: Purkinje cell protein 4b
Exons: 2
Coding region: 1-192 (63 amino acids)
Cellular component (GO): cytoplasm
Molecular function (GO): calmodulin binding; calcium ion binding
Source: RefSeq, a predicted model, not a curated record